CGAAGCAAUCCGAAGCCAGCGCGAACGCAUCGGGAGACUGGUGCGGUACCCUGAGCUGUGUCAAUGGAGAGGUGAGGCAGCGGCGGCAGUAGAGUUGUAACAGUGGUUAAGGGAGGAGGGACGCCGCUUGCGCUCCUGCUCUCAUCUCCCCACGUGUGUUAAGUGUAUUUAGUUAUCUUUGUCACUGAUCAUGUGCCAGAAAACAGAGAGAUAUGUGCACUAGAAACUCGAGUGAGCCAAGUGCCUCGCUGUAGGUCAGUCAGGCUUUAGAGAAAAUUAUUCUGACUAGUAGAGUAAAUGUUUACUUCUCCGUUUCGUGUUGCAUUUUGUUGACAACAUCAGUGUGUGUUGAUAAAUAGCAGUGUGAAAGUGUGUGCGUUGAUAACUUGUCACUCGCCUCAGCCAUGUACGGCAUUCGCCUCAACCCCGAGACCCAUCAUGUCCAGCGCAGCACCGCCGCCACUCCCCAUGACUCCCAGGCCCAGGAGGGGUCCACGCAGUACCCAGGGCGCAAACGGGUAUCAGAGAACUACCAGUGCACGUCCUUCACGGAGUACAACAACAAUGAGGUCUUAUCUGGUAGUAGUAAUAGUAGUAGUCUGCUGUCAGAAAGGAUGCUGCCUAAUGGUGGUGGCAUGCUGUCCAGGUCCACCUACUCCCGCAGCACCAUGCUGUCAGACACACGCAUUGCCCAGUCUGCAAUCAUUGCCAGCAGCACAUUGAGGAAGGAAACAGUGUCUAGCAGCACCUUAUGCACUACGGUGGGAAGCAGGUCCAUCACGGGCCACACUCACUGCAGUGGGUCCACACGAGUACCGGUUGUUUAUGUAGAGGCAGCUGAACGCGGGGCCGAAUGUCAGUCUGUCCGCCUGCAGGAGGAAGAGGCUAAAUUCUGUAGAGGCGUGGGCAGCAGUCGGGAAAAUGGUCACCAGGGCGGGGCGAUGCGACGCUCCUUCUCCAAGUCCGCCAAUGACCUGCUACACCGAACACGCUCGCCUUCGGGGGAGAGGUCGAGCGAGCCGUCACCCAAGGGCUCGCCAACCCUGGGUACCCGUAAGGCGAAGGAGCAAGACAGACCGAGAGCCAACACUCAGUCUCGCCCCGCGCCUUCCUUCUUCACCACAUUCAAGAGAGUUAAAAAGAUGGCCGCCGAGUUCAGACUGAAGACCAAGUUCCAGCGGACCCUGAGUAAGGAGAGCAAGGUGGUGGCGAGGCGGAAAGACGUGUUGCUAGACGGUGUUAGGAGCAACUCGCAUCCAGAUGUGAGUGUUGAGAGACAGGACAGCACCACAGACUAUGCAGCAGACAACUCCUCAGCGGAACAGUCCUCCUCGGGUACGCCUCUCACCAUGUCCCCGCGCCGUGGUCCUCACCUUGCUUCUGGCAGACACUACUCAAACGAUCCUAACACACUCUUUGAAAAUGGGGAAGACCCCAUAGAGACUGAGUCUCGCAUUAUGGAGGAACUGCCUGGGGAUCUACUGGUCUCUACUGAAGCAUCUCUUGACCCAGAUACUAGUGGGGCACCAGGAGAGUCUGGAGAUCAAGGAGCCUCCAUAGCAUCCAACUUCUCCCCACCCACACCUGCCCGUGCUGCGCACUUCACCAAUGACACUGCAUCACCAAGUCCCCUCCUUGGGCGUGGGACGGAGAGUGACACCUCUCAGCAGCUGAUGUUGUGUGAGGGUGAAAGUGUGACGGUGGAUGCCCCCUCACCCCUCCAGGCCUCAUCCAGCACCAACACCACCGUCUGUGAGGUCUGGUCAAAGGAGGAUCCAGCUGUGCAGCGGCAGCGAGCCCUCCGCCAACACUCCUUUUUCCAGCUCCACAUCCACCUCAAGCGCGGCCAAGACCUGGUUGCCCGUGACGCCUGCGGUAAGCUCCUCCCCCAAUACUCGUCCUACCAGUCAGGAGAAACUACGAGAGCAGGCACCAGCGAUCCCUACGUGAAAUUCAAGGUUGCAGGGAAGCUUGCCUACAAAUCCAAGACAGUAUACAAAGAUCUGAAUCCCACAUGGGAUGAAUCCUUCACUGUGGGCAUAGAGGAUCCCUUUGAGCCCGUAACAGUAAAGGUGUUUGACUAUGACUGGGGUCUGCAGGAUGACUUCAUGGGUUUGGCUACCAUUGACCUCACCACACUCGAUCUUGACAAGUGUACAGCCGUGGAGCUGCCCCUCUCUGAGCCCCGCAAGGCGUCCCCGCCCUACAUGGGCAAGCUGUACAUGAGCCUCACGCUGCAACCAAAGACCCAGGAGGAAAAAGAACAGGUAGGUGAAGCUUUCCUCUCAGUGCCCUGUGCCAGAAAGAACAGCAACAGACAUGUAUACGUGAGUGUUCUGAUUUUGUUUUUAUGAAAAGUAUAUGUUUGCAAAUGUUAAUUUUUCUAGAUAGCAAUAAGAAAGUGAAUUACAGAGGACACAUAUUAUCCUCUAGGGAGUUUGCAAAGUUAGUUUUCAUAGAUAUCAAUGAAAUGUGAAUGCAGUGGGUAUGAAGAGAAUUUGAUAAGGUAAGUAUAAAUUAUUUAUUUAUAUGUAUAUAUGUAUAUUUAUUUAGCUAUUUAUUUCUUUGUACAUAUGUUGUGUUAAUAUUCUCAGCACAGUUUGCAUUAAAAGAUGUAUGCUGACUCUGCAGUUGGUAUACUGUCAAAAUGAAUGUCAAGAAAUUAUCAAAGCAUAAAUAUGGUAUUUUGCUUCAUUCCUGAGCAUAAAAGUCAUAUUAAAUUACAAUUGCUGCAACACACUGGGAGAAUAACGAAUAUAGUUGU
Messenger RNA from Scylla paramamosain (green mud crab), 2764 nucleotides. Its product is annotated as multiple C2 and transmembrane domain-containing protein 1-like. Gene Ontology annotation, molecular function: calcium ion binding. Gene Ontology annotation, cellular component: synaptic vesicle membrane. The coding region runs from base 405 to 2354 and encodes 649 amino acids. Gene Ontology annotation, biological process: regulation of neurotransmitter secretion. The record is from RefSeq and is a predicted model, not a curated record. The transcript has 13 exons. NCBI's taxonomy places the organism in Eukaryota, Metazoa, Arthropoda, Malacostraca, Decapoda, Portunidae.